AUGGGGAUACCACUGCCGGCAUGUGUCAUGUUCACGCUGUUUUGCCUGGCAGUGCCCGUCUUCAUGUCUUAUAACGGCGGUGCGACAGCCGCAACUGUCGACACAAUUCAGAAAGAAGGUCACUGGAGUCCGGCCGGGAUUGGGCUGCUCGGAGCAAUGGACAAGAUUGGGAUGACGAUGGCUGCAGCGUUCUGGGGAUACAUGCUCCAGCGUGUUUCGUCCAAAAGGUUGCUCUGUGCAGGACUCCUCGUCAACGCGACCUCAACUUUGAUCUUUGCGACAUUGAGGAAUCCAAUUACAAUGUGCCUAGCGAAGCUGCUGAUCGGCUUUACGGAGAGCUUGCAGUGGGUAUGGUGCCCACUCUGGAUCGGCCAAUGGGCUCCUCCGGCGUCACUACCUAUCUGGAUGAACCUGUCAGGAGGUGGCGUCGCAUCAGGAGUUGGGAAUGGUUUGGGUACCAUUAUCGCCGGCUUCACGACGGCACAAGGAUGCUCCUAUGAACUUGCCUUCCAGAUCGAAGCCGGUGCCUUGUUUGCCCUCUGGCUGGCCUUGGCCCUGACGGAUUGGCAAAAGUUUACGAUUCGUGAGGACAGGUCUCUGGAGCCUUUUGUAAAGAUGAAAUCGCCGAAGAAGCGGGUAGCGCGGCUCGCGAAUGAAAGCUUGGAUGAGCAUCUUGUUGCUCCAUGCGACUCAGCCGGUGAAGCUGAGCAGGAGGCACGCAGAAGUCUGAAGGCCCAGCUCAGAAACCUGUGGGAGAAUCCUGUUUACUGCUAUUGUGCAAUGGCGUAUGCUUCGGCCAACUACGUCAACAGUGCGCUGCAGUUCCUCUGGGUUCGCGUUUUUGGUGAACUGUGGUCCUUAAACAAGGACUGGUGCGUGCUUAGCUUCCUCGUCAUUUCUGCGACCAGCGGUGCACUGGGAAUUACAAUGGCAAGCUGCAAUCGUGUGGAGCACGAUGAUGCAGGGAGGCUCGCCACACUGAGGUUCAUCCAUCGUGCCUUCUCCGGAGCCGUUCUUGGGGCACUCGUUGCUGCUGUCGGCGUGGCUUGUGGUAUCGCUCCACAGCUCCACCAGGAGCAGCCCCCUAGUUUCGAGCUGAAGAGCAUCAUCGUUUGCUGGUUGGGUUGCGCCAUGGUCUUGGUGGGCGUGACUGCGGUGCCGGGCCUUCUACAGAUUGUUUGCAUCCAAUCGGUGGAGGAGCCUGACCUUAGAAGCUUCGCCACCGGCCUGAGCCAGGGUGCCAACAACUUGCUUGGCUUCGCGAUGGGUCCUUUGCUUCCGCAGCUUGCAAUGGACUUCAUGGAGUAUCACCUCGGCUUCAACCGACAGCGUGCUUUAGCCUGCGCGUUGCUUACUGCACUGGUGGGCACAUCAGUUGGCGCCUUUUGCACAACCCUCGCCGCAGAGCUUCUGGUCGCCCGAGGCGAUGCCAGGCUGGUCCGCAACGUCACCAUAGAAGAGGGUCGGGAGGCCGACCGCCACCCGUUCGAGGGCAUCGGUGCCCUCAGCGCGGGUGCAUCCUCGAGGUUACUCCAGGAUUAUCCCGCCGCACAAAAGGAACAGAUCCUGGACUUGCUGUUCAAGCCGCAGUACGGCGCUUCGCUGCAGAUACUCAAAGUUGAAAUCGGGGAUUUCUGCAUUCUCAGACCGCUCGAGAUUUUUCCUUCCGGCUCAACCAGCUUGGCAUUGUUCCUCCGAAGACGUGGGUGUCGCAACGACAACCUCAUGUGCUCCCAUCACGACAAGCGCGACGAGCUGGGCUUCGUGAUUUGGCUGUCCUGCCUCGAUGGCUUCUCCAGCAACCAACAGACUAUCUGUGACAGAGGCAUGCAGGCAUCAGGCUGUGUCAGCACGGGCGGCCGAAGCAGUUCCAGAUACAAAGGCGAGCUAGCUGCAGCUCCAGGCAAAUCAGGUGGGGGCCAGACCUGGACAUGUCUCAUCCAAAGCCUCCAUGGCCUUGGAGACAGUAGGAUGGAGGUGGACAGUGCUGAUUUCAGACGAGUUGUGGCUUCUUGGAAAAGGACGGCGCAGUGGGCGAGGGCUCUGAACUCACUGGAUCAGAUGUGGCGCACCAAGGUGCAGCCCUCGCAGAUCAUCUGGAACAUGCUCAUCACCUCGGGGAGCCGUUGGGCUGCCAGCUUCAACCACCUCGGGACGCUUCGGGGCUCUUACCUGCGUGUCUCGGUCUUCGCUUUGGGUCCCUCUGCCGUGGUCGCGCCGUGGCACAGGGCGCUGGAGCUCCUGUUCGGAGCCCAGGCAUUGCGGGUGCGACUGGACUCUCUGUGCUGGCAAGCAGGAGUAAUAUCGUGCCGGAGCCAGUGGCAGCACGCAGCCCACGCCUAUGCCAGAAACUUGCAAUUCCGAGCAAGCGCCGGUGAUGCAGCAGCUGCACUUUGCCGGUCCUUUUCGCACGGAGUUGCGUGGGCAGCAGCCUUGCAGCUUCUCACACCUGGCAUCCAAAGCCUGGUUGGCGUGAGCAGCGCAGCAAAGGCCUGCAGCAAGGCAACUUACUGGAGCUCGACUCUCUUGGUACUCAGCCACAUGAUGCACCUGCAGCUCAAGUGCGAUGCCGUGGCCGACAACAUCGCGCUCGAAGCGAAGAUUCAGAGGUCCUGGCGCGAAGGGCUUUUGUCGCUUCGAUGCUCUGAGGGGCGCGUCAAAGAUGGAUCAACGUGCUUUGGGCGAAGUUCACGGACCCAACUUGCAAUCGCACACAACACCUGCAUCCGCGCCUGUGAGCAGUUCAGUGCCUGGGAUGCGGCUUUAGAGUUUGCGCAAGGAAUACGAAGUGCAACAUUGCAGCUGAGCGCUGUGAGCCUUGGUGCUACCGUCUCUGCUUGCGUCGCCGGGCAUUGGUGUUGCACACUUGCUCUGGUUCAGACCAUUGCGAAGCUUGCAGUGCAAAUCAGCACUGUGGUGUGCAAUGCGCUCAUCCACUCAUGCGGAAGCGCAUGGAAGCCGGCCGUGGCGAUGCUCUCUGCAAUGAGACAAAGCCAGCAAUCUCAGGAUCGCGUGAGUUUCAAUUCGGCCAUCGCGACGCUGUCUUCGUGGCAGCUGGUAGCUGAGACGAUGUCGACGCUCCUCCGGCAAGAUCUGGAGCCCACUUCAGUGACCCGGAGCUCUGCCAUUGCUGGGCUUGGCAGCAACUGGAAAGAAGCUGCAGGCUUGCUCCGUGCAUCGGAUCUUCAGUCAUUACAGCGCAGCGAGACAAGCUUGGGUGCCGCACUGAUGGCGACCAAGGAGACGUGGCAGGUCUCGACAUCGUGGCUUCGGUGGAUGCCAAAUGCAGACCGACUUUGUCACAGCACCGCCGUCAGUGCCUGCGAGAUCCAGGGGGCAGUCUUCGGAUGGAGCUCGGGAUGA
Molecule: messenger RNA, 3363 nt
Organism: Symbiodinium sp. CCMP2592
Lineage: Eukaryota; Dinophyceae; Suessiales; Symbiodiniaceae
Source: the annotation of a GenBank genome assembly